AUGUGCGGCUCUUUUGUUGAUUGCGCCUGGCUCUCUCAGAGUACCGUGGAACGCGUGCGUUCUCUGGAAAUGGCCCUGAAAGAGGCCAAGGAAGGUGCAAUGCGUGAUCGUAAACGCUACCAACACGAAGUGGAGCGUAUCAAGGAGGCCGUUCGCCAGCGCCAGAGUGGUCGCCGACAGCAGUCUGCCCAGAUUGUCAAGCCCAUCCGUGCCGGCCAUGGACCUCUUCCCAUACGCGGCGGUGCCGUCCAGGGCGACGGUACUCUCCCUCCGGUCAACAGAAAUUAA
Messenger RNA from Dibothriocephalus latus, 288 nucleotides. Lineage: Eukaryota; Metazoa; Platyhelminthes; Cestoda; Diphyllobothriidea; Diphyllobothriidae. The record is from the annotation of a GenBank genome assembly.